Coccidioides immitis RS is the source of this 501-nucleotide messenger RNA. RefSeq lists its product as uncharacterized. The record is from RefSeq and is a predicted model, not a curated record. Bases 1 to 501 code for a protein of 166 amino acids. Lineage: Eukaryota; Fungi; Ascomycota; Eurotiomycetes; Onygenales; Onygenaceae. The transcript is spliced from 4 exons.
AUGGCAUUCUGUAUAAAAGAAUGUAUUCACUCUCAGGCAGAGAUGAUUCUCUCAAGUAGCUAUUACAAAAUACAAUAUCUGACUGUCACAACUUUGGCAUCCAGCACUUCAAAAAAACAACUUGGCAACAGAGAGAGUCUCACUUUGUUAGAUUUACAGGAGAAAAACAUGGAAAAAGUACUACACAAACUUUCAGAGAUCAGAGAUCAAAUCAAAACACUUCAGAAACAGAACACAAUGCUUGAGGAGAAAAGUAUAAUGCUUGAGGAGCAAAAUAUGGCACUUGAAAAGAAAACAGCAGCUCUUCAGAAUAAACAAUAUCAUGAGACAAUCCAAUAUGCCAAAGAGCAGAAGUUGCCAUAUGUCACUGAGUAUAAGAAGCUUAAAAAGCAUGCUGCUAAGAUUAUUAAUGCAGCAUUGAACAUCAAGAAAGACCAGCUACAAGCACAUUUUGGAAAAGGAGAGGAUUUGCAAGUGACUUUUAAUGAGAUGUGUAAGUAA